This is a messenger RNA of Ostrinia nubilalis (European corn borer), 1584 nucleotides long. RefSeq lists its product as uncharacterized. The transcript has 10 exons. Bases 100 to 1584 code for a protein of 494 amino acids. NCBI's taxonomy places the organism in Eukaryota, Metazoa, Arthropoda, Insecta, Lepidoptera, Crambidae. Gene Ontology annotation, cellular component: cell surface; extracellular region. The record is from RefSeq and is a predicted model, not a curated record. Gene Ontology annotation, molecular function: nodal binding; activin receptor binding. Gene Ontology annotation, biological process: nodal signaling pathway; blood vessel development; heart development.
ACUGUUUAGGAUUCAGUGCAGCUUGCGGCACCAGAGCAAGCAACAGAUUUUUAUAUUUUAUUAAUUCGUAUGAAAUAGCUAUGAAAUCAGUUUCAUAAAAUGCGACUUGUUAUACAUAGUUUAGUUUUCCUGUGUGGUAUAUGUUUGUGCAGUGGAGGAUAUGGAGAAUUUCCAGAUGCGCAAUCGGAUGUGGGGGCUCCGGCAUACGUGCCUGCAUAUUUGAAACAUCAACAGUUCUCUAAAACCGGGUACUCCGGUACAAAAACCGGUUAUUCUGGCACUAAGACUGGUUAUGCGGGUACUAAAACUGGAUAUCCUGGCACCAAAACCGGUUAUGCUGGCACGAAAACGGGAUACGCUGGCACCAAAACUGGAUACGCUGGGACCAAAAAUGGUUAUUCCCCAUACGGAGAGAAAAAGACUUGGGACACCAGCUACGGUUAUGGCCAUGGGCCUUCAUACCAGGACUUCCAGAACAGUGCCAAUCGGCCCUACCAGGCAAAAUGCUUCCCCGAAUGCAAGAACAACGGCAUCUGCGUGGCGACGAACACCUGCCAGUGCCCGGCCAACUUCCACGGCAACUACUGCGAGUUCGAGAAGAAGCCAUGUUUAGUCCAUCCGCCGCUGCCGAUGAAUUCACAUAGGAACUGCUCCUCGGAUUUCUGCACAAUAAAAUGCAUGGCGGGCCACAAGUUCAUCGACGGCUCCACUGUGGCCAACAUGCGGUGCAACGAAGGCCAGUGGCAGCCGACGCGCGCUGACUUCACAACCAUACCGGACUGCCUGCCGGAAUGCACGCCGACUUGUGAGAACGGAGGCGUGUGUCUCGCUCUCAACACCUGCCAGUGUGCUGAAGACUUUAGGGGACCGCAGUGCCAGUAUGCUGCCAGCGUGUGUGACGUGCGAAAGCUGGCUUUCAACGGCGGGUACAGUUGCUUCGGCGACGGCGAGAAGUUCUCGUGCAAGCUGAACUGUCCCUCAGGCUCUACGUACAGUUCACCACGAGCGGAACUGUAUACUUGCCUGUACUCGACCGGGGUGUACCAGCCGCAGCCGAUACCGCACUGUGUCUUCAAUGACGUCUUUGUCGUUACUCCUACAAACUACAGCAGCCACUACGAAAGCCACAGUUGGUCAUCCUCAAGCCACACCCACGGCGGUGCUAGCGGUGGGUCGGAAGGGUCCUACGGGUCGCACCACGGGUCUGCGACCUUCGGCCAAGGGUCGCACGGGUCGGGAGGUGGCUCGUACGGCUCUGGUGGACAUUCUACGCAAAUGGUGGUGCAGGACUUGACUCCUAAAGGAGGCACUUGCUUGACCUGGGCCGGCGAGCAUUAUAAGACGUUUGAUGGGAAGAUUUAUAGCUUCAAAUCGCAAUGCCAGCACAUCCUGGUCCGCGACACGCUUGAACACAAAUACACGGUGGCGGUGCGGCCCGGCGCGUGCGCGCGCGCUUACUGCCCCUCCGAGAUCACCAUCUACUUGGAGGAGAAGGCCUACACCCUGUCUGUACACCCGGAGAUCACCAUCUACUUGGAGGAGAAGGCCUACACCCUGUCUGUGCACCCGAAUAAGCAAAAUUAA